ACAAAGAAGCACAAUACGGAUUAUUGUGUCGUUGUGAAUGAUUAGUCAAGCGUCAGUGUCACAGAGUAUGACGACAAGCUGGCUUUCACAAACGCCCCACUACUUCCUCGUUGACAACCUGAAUGCAUUCCACACAGAUAAGGUUUCAGUUGAAUACUUUGAUGACUAUUACCAGCAUAGAGUUUGUGGAGACAGGUGAUGCUGUGUACAGCACAAAAGUCAUCUAUCAGUCGACAUUUAACAACUGAGGUCGCGGUAAGCUGUUGGAUAUGGAAUCGUACUGUGCGCUGUCCUCUUAAACAAGUGACAAGUUCGGAAUAUGUACAUGCUCACACAACAGCGAUUAGAUACCUGGUAGAAUGACAGGUUGGCUUAUUCUGAAGUGAAGUGUCAACGUCAUGACGAAAUCUGUGAGCGUUUGGAUAUAUAUCACAUGUCUUUGCUGCCUUCUUCAGCCAGUUUGUACAGGCAUAAUAUACACUAGUAAGGUAUGUUAUGGAUCCGGUCGCCACUGUAUUCAGCAUGGCAUCAACUGCAGUGACACCCAGAAGAUCGCCAUCGUUGACGCCUACUACACAAACAACACUGAAUGUGGACAGACAGGUCUUGCUAACUGCCACACUGUGAAUCCGGACAGUGUGACGGAACGUGGUUAUCACAGGUUUAGCAUCAAUGAGGUGUUCUCGCUUUACAAGAACUGUUCCAGAAAGCCUCAAUGUCGGUACCGUGCUCCCCGGCGUGUUGAUGCUUAUACCUUCUCUGUUGUCAAAUACCGGUGUAUUGAAAACGACGCGUCUUUGAACAUCAGUGGGAGUUCUGCAGAGGGAUUAUCUCAAGUCUCACUAUUCAAUACAGUUGGAGCGAUGGCUAAUUCUACAAUACAAAACAACACCUACGUGUGCAGCUUCAAAUCUGAUGACCCAACCACAAUUGUAUCAGUGUAUUCUCUUGACGUGAGAAUCAGACGACGAACUCCAGGGCAGUGCUUAUCACAGUUCACUGUCCUACCUGCAAACUACAUAACAGUGAAUAAUUGUUCAACUGUGUUCCAUCCGUUUGAGAGACUCAACGUUACAGCGAAGCUCCCGAUAUCUAUCUACUUAGCUAUCCCAAGUGUGUCUUCAACGUUAAUUUGGCUCCUGAUCAAUGCAUCCGACCCUUUUGAUGUAAGAUGUCAACCAGUGACCAGCACAGGAGGAUUCACUACUGAAUCAACUAAUGACAGGUCUCCUGCAGCCACGCCUCAACAAAUCUCAGGGGAGAUCACAACUUUGCCAAAUAAGGAUGUGCUCCCCAUAUCACGACUCCCACCUGGUGUGUUUAUGGGAGGGGUGGCUGCGGGAGCUGUUAUUGUCAUCCUGGUCGGUCUUGCAGUGUACGUCCUCGUUAUCAGACGUUGGUACGAUCUAACAGCAAAGAAACAAGGAGACACGCCAGCUUCUGUUGAACACCCCACUUACUCCGGCCUGGCUGCAAACGCUGAUGUCAACAACUAUGCCAUUAUCGAGCAGACCUCAAGAUCUCAAGAGGAUACUACACAUGGGUCAACGGCUACCACAGAUUACCAAAACAUUUGAUUUACCUCUUUCAUCCAUUUUAUCAGUCACGAAUUUGUAAAUGUAAAAAGAACAUGAUCGAAAAUCGUGAUUAUUAUCUUAUAGCCAUCCCAGUGAUGUAGUUGGAUAACGGAUCCAAAACUGGUGAGUGGUGCGGCUUCAGACUGUGACUCUGAUGAAGAUGACAACGGCGAUGGCGAUGGCGACGGCGACGAUAACGAUGACGAUAAACUUGCUCCUGAUGCAUACUUUCCUGAAUGUGUUGACUCUGACAGUGGCCAGAUCUCAUACAAUUUAGUGUCUACCGACGAUUACAUAUUCCCUGUUAGUUGAAUUGAUCUUCAGCAACCCAUGCUUGUCGUAAUGGGCCACUAUCGGGAUCGGAUGGUCACGCUCGCUGACAUGGUUGACAAUUCCGUUGGUCAAUAUUCAUGAAGUUAAUCACUGGAUUGUCUGAUCUACACUCGACCUUUAACAUACCGCGCUGUUAUAUACCUGUCGUUUUGCUAAACAACAAACAGCACGAAUCUUUCAGCACUUUAUUUUCCAUAUUUUAUCUUUGAGGUCCAUACCUGCUUUUCUGUUACUUCGAUAGAACUAUUCUUAGGCGUGCAUAGGAAUAACAGAUACAUGUGUACAUUUUACUGUGUAAAUUACUCAGAUCGAUAUUGUCGCUUUGAUAUGAAAACUGCAAUAUGUAAUAUCAAGCCAAAUGUUAUCCCUACAGUUGUAUCUAUGUGGCCCUUCUGUAAAUUUGCAUGUCUUUCCUUUGACGAGCAGAGACUGUAUUCCCACUUAACAACUAUUACUCCUAUAAUAUCGUAUGUCCAUGCAGUGUUUCAUGUAUGGUGUCAUUCUGUUUACUCCGUUAAUUCAAAUGAUAUUAAUUUCAUUUAUGUUGUUAAUUAAAAUCAAAUACCACUUGA
This is a messenger RNA of Haliotis rubra (blacklip abalone), 2482 nucleotides long. RefSeq lists its product as uncharacterized. Lineage: Eukaryota; Metazoa; Mollusca; Gastropoda; Lepetellida; Haliotidae. The record is from RefSeq and is a predicted model, not a curated record. Bases 399 to 1577 code for a protein of 392 amino acids. The transcript is spliced from 9 exons.